AUGGAGUCAUAUGAAACAGACGCCAGCCUUGAGCAGCUGCCGAAGGACGUUGAGUUCCCUGAGUUGGUGCUUCGCUGCACUGUCGUGGCCGCGAUUCCCCUUCGCACAUGCGAGUUUGGGGACGACAAGGUGUUCACCAUAGUUGGCUCCGUCGCUCCAUGCACGCCCAGUGCGGGUACCGCCGCCGGGAAGACGCGUCUGCGCAUUAACUUCUACAACUCGUGGGGGGCUGCCGCGGCCUUCAUGGACCCCGGUGACGUUAUCUUGCUGCGAGGGUUUUCUCUCUUGCAUGUACCGACUCACGCGAGGUGUGGCGAUCUCGCAAGCACGGCACCCGAUUCCCCGCUGUUAUUCGUGCGUCCGCUGCCGAGCACGAGUACGCUACGUGUGCUGCAGAGAGGCGAGAAGAAGCUCGUGAUGGAGGUGUCUGUCAGCCCGGAGAACUGGGACGCCGUCGGUAUGCGGAGUCUGCCUGACUCAGAUACGGAAAAUCAGAUGUACGCACGCACGUGCUGGGGCUGGACAGAGCUAGCUUGUUGA
Molecule: messenger RNA, 540 nt
Organism: Leishmania braziliensis MHOM/BR/75/M2904
Lineage: Eukaryota; Euglenozoa; Kinetoplastea; Trypanosomatida; Trypanosomatidae
Exons: 1
Coding region: 1-540 (179 amino acids)
Source: RefSeq, a predicted model, not a curated record